AUGGCAGAUCUUAUAAUCGGCUAUAGAUGGAAUGAGAGUUUAAUAGCUCAGUUGUUCAAUGAUAGAGACAGGAGUUGUAUUUUGAACAUCCCUCUAAGUCUUUCUUCGCAUCCAGAUGCGUGGUGCUGGAAGUUUGCGUUCAAGGGUCACUAUUCUGUUAAGAGUGCUUACAGAUUUCUGGUUGUUGAGUUUCGACAUAGGGAAGGUAGUGAGAUAUGGAGUCGUUUUUGGAAGACGAAGGUGCCUCCUAAAGUGCUUAAUUUCUGCUGGCGUGCUUUAGUUAAUGUAGUUCCUUGCCUCUCUUUGCUUCAGUCCAGGAGAGUUCCGGUUGAUUCGAUGUGUCCGUUGUGUCAUGAGGCUCCUGAGACUAUCCUACAUAUUCUUGUUCAGUGUCCUUUUGCCCGCAGUUGCUGGUUGAGUUCGCCUUUGGGUUGGCCUGCAUUCUCCGCUCCCUCUCUUAGGGAGUGGUUCUCUUUAGCCUUCCUUACUGCUUCUGCGGAGAAUGCUUCCCUUAUUCUAAUGAUAUGUUGGGCUUUGUGGCAUAACAGAAAUAAUGUUGUUUGGAAAGCUCAGGGUCGAACUGCGAGUGGUGUGUUCUUCAUGGCACUGAAUUUUUUGCAGCAAUGGAGGGGGGUCUGUUCUGAUUCUACCAGCUGCACCAAUGUUGUAUCGGCUUUGACUGUUUGGUCUCCUCCACCGCAGGGUUGGAUUAAGGUUAAUAUUUACGCCUCUUUAAACUUGCAACGAAGUUCGCUAGGCUUUGGCUGUGUAGUCCGAGAUGCUAAUGGUAGAUUUAUAGCGGCUAAAGCAGGCUGUUUUUGCAGUCAGAUGGAGGUUAAGUGUGCUGAAGCAGUGGCUUUUUGA
Molecule: messenger RNA, 864 nt
Organism: Manihot esculenta (cassava)
Lineage: Eukaryota; Viridiplantae; Streptophyta; Magnoliopsida; Malpighiales; Euphorbiaceae
Exons: 2
Coding region: 1-864 (287 amino acids)
Source: RefSeq, a predicted model, not a curated record